GGCGGCCGCGUGGCCCUGCCUGUGCUAGAGGAGAAGCUCUCCCAGCUCUGCCUGCCCCCGGAGGUGCCCUGUGAGCUGGUCCGGAUCCAGGACCCUGUCCCCUCCAGGGCCGCCCGCCGGCGCACGCCGGCCCAGAGGCUGCGGGAUGAGCUGCGGCCGCUGCUGGGUGCGAGCUGGUCGGAGGAGCUGGAGCGGGAUGUGCCCCACGCCUGGCAGCGCCACGGGGACCUGGUCCUGCUGAGCCAGGACAGCUUCAGGGCUGAGCCCUGGGAGAGGCUGGGCUCGGCGCUCUGGGAGACGGUGGCCUCGGCUCUGGGGGCCCGGCGGGUGGCCAGGCGAGGACGGGUGAUGCCGGAUGGGAUGCGCACCCCCAGUGUGACCCUGCUGCUGGGCCAGCACGGCUGGGUGGAGCACGUGGACAACGGCAUCAGGUACACCUUCGACGUGACCAAGUGCAUGUUCUCCCCGGGCAACAUCACGGAGAAGCUGCGUGUGGCCUCCCUGCCCUGCUCCGGGGAGGUCGUGGUGGAUCUCUAUGCAGGCAUCGGCUAUUUCACGCUGCCGUUCCUGGUGCACGCGGGAGCUGCCUUUGUCCACGCCUGUGAGUGGAACAGCCACGCCGUGGAGGCCCUGCACAGGACCCUGCUGCUGAACGGGGUGCGGGAUCGCUGCCACAUCCACGCCGGGGACAGCCGGCAGCUGCAGCUGCAGGAUGUGGCAGACAGGGUGAACCUGGGGCUGAUUCCCAGCUCGGAGCAGGGCUGGCCGGUGGCCUGCCGCGUCCUGAAGAAGGACACGGGUGGGGUUCUCCACAUCCACCACAACGUGGAGACCCCCCCCGUGCUGCUGGCUGAGCAGGGCUCUGCAGAGACAGCCGGCCCUGGGGGAGAGGCACAGCACCCAGAAGAGGACUGUGAGAAGGAGAUGCUGGGGGCCAGGCUCAGGCCCGAAUGGCAGCAGUGGGCUGAAGCCACGGCCACACGGAUCCAGGGGCUGCUGGCAGAGCUGCACGGGCGGCCGUGGCGCAGCAGCGUCCUGCACAUCGAGGCAGUCAAGUCCUACGCACCACACGUGCAUCACCUCGUGCUGGACCUCGAGUGCCGCCCAGUGCUGCCCCUGUAGUGGGGCAUGGGCACUGCUGGGGCUCCAGCUCCCGUGGAAAGGUGGUCUCCAGCACUAGGGGCAGGGAGAUGCUACCAGCAUCUGGAUGUGCCUUAUGUCCCCUGGUGCCAGCACUGCCCAGCAGUGUUUCCCCGUGCCCAGGACACCCAGGGUUGUGCUCCCAUGGCAGUUCCCUUCAGGAUCCAGACAAGGAUGGAGCAGGCUGGGGCUCAGAGUGCUGGUGUUCUGCCCUGGCUCUGCCAGUCUCUGCCCAGGUCUUGGGCAUGUGGUAGCACCUUGAGCCCCAUUUUCACACAGGAGAGAGCCACAGUGCUGAGAAGCUUUGGAUUCCUGCUGGGUUCAUUUCAGCAGGUCAGGGACAAGCUUUGUGCAUGUAUUUACCAGCAUGUUUUUUUAAUGUACUGGAAACAAGUCUGUUCAUCUUGUUUCCUUCCUAUCUUUUUUUCUGAAAUAAAGAUGUUUCUCACCUCCUCUUGUUGGUGUCCAGUUAAAA
Sturnus vulgaris (Common starling) is the source of this 1615-nucleotide messenger RNA. RefSeq names its product tRNA wybutosine-synthesizing protein 2 (gene TYW2). Gene Ontology annotation, biological process: wybutosine biosynthetic process; tRNA methylation. The record is from RefSeq and is a predicted model, not a curated record. NCBI's taxonomy places the organism in Eukaryota, Metazoa, Chordata, Aves, Passeriformes, Sturnidae. Gene Ontology annotation, cellular component: cytoplasm. Gene Ontology annotation, molecular function: tRNA methyltransferase activity.